CUUCGAAAUGGAUUUGUGGAAAAAUAAAAUUGCAGUAGUAACGGGCGCUUCAUCAGGUAUUGGAGCUCAAAUAGCUCUGGAUUUAGCAAAUUCCGAUGUAAAAGUGAUUGCUUUAGCACGUCGAAAGGAAAGACUCGAUGAACUUGCGAAAAAUUCAAAUAUUUAUCCGCUCGUGUGUGAUGUUUCCGAUCAAAAAUCCAUUGAAGAAACAUUCAGUUCCAUACAAAAAAAUUUUGGAAAAAUUCAUAUUCUUAUCAACAAUGCUGGACGAGUUCGUGACGGAACGAUUUUAGAUAUGUCAAAAUCGAAUGAUGAUUUUCGAGGUACAAUCGAUGUUAAUUUGACUGCUGCGGUUAUUUGCACACGAGAAGCUUUCAAACUAAUGGAGACACAUGAAGAGCCUGGAUUUAUUAUCAAUAUCAACAGCGUUUUAGGUCAAAUGACACCGCAAGCUAAAUUUUUGCCUUCGAACGUAUAUCCAGCUACGAAACAUGCCUUGAAAAACUUUACUGAAACAAUAAGAUUGGAAUUGGUAGCUAAAAAUUUGAAGAGAAUACGGAUUUGUAACGUCACUCCGGGACUUGUGAAAACCGAAAUAACAGAAGCAGCAGGACAUCCAAAGGAAUUGUGUGAAAAAAUCUACAAAUCUUCGUUGCAUCUUAUGCCAUCAGAUAUAUCCGCAGCAGUUCUCUAUAUUUUAAGUCAACCGAAUUUCAUCAAUAUUACAGAAUUGACUAUCAAACCAACGGGAGAAACCUUUUAAUUAGAGAAAUAGAUAUUAAAAGUAAUGUUGUGUUAAAAGUAAAAAAAAAAAAAAUAACUUAACG
Molecule: messenger RNA, 827 nt
Organism: Culicoides brevitarsis
Lineage: Eukaryota; Metazoa; Arthropoda; Insecta; Diptera; Ceratopogonidae
Product: farnesol dehydrogenase-like
Exons: 2
Coding region: 8-763 (251 amino acids)
Source: RefSeq, a predicted model, not a curated record